Triticum turgidum subsp. durum (durum wheat) is the source of this 1443-nucleotide messenger RNA. The record is from the annotation of a GenBank genome assembly. NCBI's taxonomy places the organism in Eukaryota, Viridiplantae, Streptophyta, Magnoliopsida, Poales, Poaceae.
AUGAUGUUGUCACCGGUCAAAUGUACCGCUAAAAGAAGCAAAUCCGAGCCUGUGAUCCAUAGUCUCCCGGAGGGUAUUAUGCAUGACAUAAUAUCAAGGCUGACACUGAAGGAUGCUGUGAGGGCCAGUUUGGUGUCGACAAACUGGAGACGACUAUGGACAUGCCAUUCUAAUCUAUGCUUUGACAGUCCCACGAUCCUGAACCGCGAGUAUGGCACCAUUAGCAGGAGCAGCAGCAGGAGGGGCAGAAGAAGACGCAGGUUCAUCAGGCGUGUCGAUGCCAUCCUGGAAUCCCACAGCGGUACAGGGCUAAGAAGAUUUGGUAUCACGUUCGCUCUUGACGCGAGGCACACGGAACAUCUGGAUCGAUGGCUCAAGUUCGCACUCGAUUCCAGGGCAUCUGAGAUUGCUGUUAAUUUGUUCCCUGUGUUCUACAAGGGUUUCGUGAGGUCAUAUGAAUGGGAGGAUGCAUACACCUUGCCGUCUCAUAUGUUUAGCAGUCAAGGGGCAUCUUACAUCGAGUCACUUGAGCUCGUCUUUGCAUCGUUGAAGCUACCCCGUGAUUUCUAUGGCCCUUUGAAGCUUAGAGUGUUGGAUCUCCAAUCUGUUCACGUGUCGGAAGGAGAUCUCGAGCUGCUGUUGUCCAAGUGCAGUUCAUUGGAGUGUUUGCGCCUGGGUCGUUGUUACCCAGUGCUUAAUCUGAAAGUGCAGAAACCACUAUGUCGGCUGCGUAAUUUAUCUGUCCGGGGAUGUCAGCUGCAGGUUAUGGAAUUCAGUGCUCCGAAUCUAGCAAAAUUUGAGUAUUCGGGUCAGGCCAUACCCAUUACACUCGGUGAAUCCAUGAAGCCAACAGAGGCUACUGUGACGCUCUUGGGAUAUGAUGACACUCUUGAACAUGUCUUCACUGAACUUCCAAAAACCCUGUCUCACGUGGAGACACUAUCUGUGAACACUUGCAUAAACACCGAGGUGGUUGGAUUUUCAAAUUGCCUGAUGAAGUUCACUCAUCUGAUAAAACUGGAGGUGACUGUAAGUAUUCUCGGGGACUCGAGAAUCAGAAAUGGGAUUCUUCGUUUAGUGAGUCUUCUAGAGGUGGCCCCUCUUCUGCAAAGGCUCGAGUUAAAUAUGCUUCCACAUGUCUCGGUAGGGUUUUCCAAUGAGCCUGAAGCCUACUGGCAUUUUCGGCCAUGCGCCCAUAGUCAUCUUGAGCAGUUCGAGGUUUCAGGGUUUAUCGGUCUAAGAAGUCAGCUUGAGGUGGUAUUGUGCAUCCUUGACAACGCAGUGGCUCUGAGGCGGAUGUCCGUAGAACCGAGGGUGACGGCACAUGAUCGUGUCUUUGGACACUUGGCGGAGUUUGAGCUUGAUAUAAGAAGAGGCAGGGAAUGUGCCUUGGACUUCUUUUCGCCCAAAGACUACCCCGGCGUGCAGAUUGAGAUUUUCUGA